This is a messenger RNA of Neohortaea acidophila, 1139 nucleotides long. RefSeq names its product NAD-P-binding protein. Gene Ontology annotation, molecular function: oxidoreductase activity. The record is from RefSeq and is a predicted model, not a curated record. Gene Ontology annotation, cellular component: cytosol. Bases 126 to 1031 code for a protein of 301 amino acids. Lineage: Eukaryota; Fungi; Ascomycota; Dothideomycetes; Mycosphaerellales; Teratosphaeriaceae. The transcript is spliced from 5 exons.
CGUAUCUCCGGAUCGCUGGGUUAUAUAUACGACCAGACGCACCACACGAUAUUCUAAUUCGCAUCAACAUCGACUCAGUCGAUCACCCAUUCUUCCAAUUCCCUCCAACUCCCUCCAAAUCUACAAUGGCCAAGAUACCUGGCCUGGCGAUUGCGCCGUCGGACAAUCCCUUCGGGUUUCAAUUUGUCUCGAAAGCAUACCUUGAUACGUAUCCUUUCAUCGACCCCACAAAGGGCGAUGCAUCAGGACUCAAUGUCCUCGUCACCGGAUCAUCCAAAGGCAUUGGCCGAGCGGCAGCCAUCUCAUUAGCACGCGCAGGGGCCUCCGGAAUCGCCUUGCUUGCCCGGUCGGACCUCGACCAGGUAGCAGAAGAGGUUCUGGAAGCUGCAAAGCAAGCAGGCCGCAAGGAGCCGAAGCUCCUGAAGCUGCGAGUGGAUAUCUGCGAUCCCGCUGCUGUGGGCGAGGCUAUCAAAGACGUUGAGACGCACUUCCAGACUCUGGACGUGUUGGUGAACAACGCUGGCCGACUGGAAGCGUGGGUUCCCCUGGCCGAAACCGACGUCGACGAUUGGUGGGCGACGUGGGAGUUGAAUGUCAAGGGGACGUACGUCGUCACUCGAGCUGCUCUUCCAUUGGUUUUGAAGAGCACUCAGAAAACUAUCCUCACUGUCUCGAGUGGCGGAGCACUUGCUACUUUCCCAGGAGCCAGCGCCUAUCAGAGCACCAAGACAAUGCAACUCCGGCUUACCGAUUUUCUGAUGGCGGAGUAUCGGGAUCAGGGCCUGAUCGCCUACGCGAUACACCCAUGCGGGGCUAAGACGGAGCUUGCGUUAAACAUGCCCACAUCCAGGCAUGACGUGCUGACACAAACCGUGGAGUUGGCCGGCGACACGAUCGCGUGGUUGACGCGAGAGAGACGGGAGUGGUUGGCCGGUCGCUUUGUCUACGGACCAGGAUCGAUGGAGGAGCUUCUGGCGAAGAAAGACGAGAUUGUGGAGAAAGAUCUGCUGAAGCUCAAGCUCGUCAUUUGAGCGAUCAAGGCGGCGCAGCCAGGGGUGCCUCGUGUUUGUUAGACCAAUCAUUGAUCCCCGCAACUACCCCAGAGUGAGCCCCACUCAGGGACUGCGAGCUAGACUUGU